Molecule: messenger RNA, 2229 nt
Organism: Stegastes partitus (bicolor damselfish)
Lineage: Eukaryota; Metazoa; Chordata; Actinopteri; Pomacentridae
Product: SKI family transcriptional corepressor 1 homolog-B
Exons: 7
Coding region: 1-2229 (742 amino acids)
Biological process (GO): negative regulation of transcription by RNA polymerase II; negative regulation of BMP signaling pathway
Cellular component (GO): nucleus; cytoplasm; transcription regulator complex
Molecular function (GO): DNA-binding transcription factor activity, RNA polymerase II-specific; RNA polymerase II cis-regulatory region sequence-specific DNA binding; SMAD binding
Source: RefSeq, a predicted model, not a curated record
AUGGAGUCGAUGCCCGGACAGCUUCGAGACGCGGGACGAGACGCCAGCUCUUCCCCGAGUUCAAAGCAAGACGCACAGAGCUUCUCCAGCCCCAGCUCCCUCAAACCGAACCAAGUGAGUGAGACCUCCCUGUACGGGGUUCCCAUCGUGUCCCUGGUCAUAGACGGCAAGGAGAGACUCUGCCUGGCGCAGAUUUCCAACACGCUGCUGAAGAACUACAGCUACAACGAAAUACACAACCGCCGGGUCGCUUUGGGCAUCACCUGCGUCCAGUGCACCCCCGUCCAGCUGGAGCUCCUGCGGCGCGCCGGGGCCAUGCCCAUCUCCUCCAGGCGCUGCGGCAUGAUCACCAAACGGGAGGCCGAGAGGCUCUGCAAGUCGUUCCUGGGAGCGCACAGCCCCCCAAAGCUGCCAGAAAAUUUCGCCUUUGACGUGUCUCAUGACUGCGCCUGGGGCUGCAGAGGAAGCUUUAUACCCGCCAGAUACAACAGCUCCCGAGCAAAGUGCAUCAAAUGCAGCUUUUGCAACAUGUAUUUCUCCCCAAACAAAUUCAUUUUCCACUCUCAUCGCACCCCAGAGUCCAAGUAUCUGCAGCCGGACGCGGCCAACUUCAACUCGUGGAGACGCCACUUGAAACUGACGGAGAAAAAGCCAUCUGAGGAUAUUAACCACGCGUGGGAGGAUGUAAAGGCCAUGUUCAACGGGGGGAGCAGAAAAAGGACUCUGCCCAUGAGCGGGUCGGGAAUGUCCUCGCAGAUGAAAUCACAGGCCUCGUCCAGCCUGGCUCCCACCAGCUCCCCUGAGAUCCCCCACAAAACUUUACGGUGCGACGAGGAGCAGGGGAGUAAUAACCUGAGUUUGGCGAGCGGCGCACGGAGCUACCCGGUCAUCCCGGUGCCCAGCAAGAGCUUUGGCAUGCUCCAGAAAAUCCCCCCACCUCUGUUCCCUCACCACCCCUACGGCUUCCCCAGUUAUGGGCUGUGUCAGAAAAAGAGCGACGGGGUGCCUGACGCGAGCAAAACCAACGUCUCCGGUGUGUUUUGGCCGGGCGCUAAGGACACCCUCUACCCUGCUUUCCCCAUGUUCUGGCCUACAGCCGGCGGCCUCCCCAUGCCGCCCUACCCGGGCUCUCCACCAAAACCUCCUCCAGAGCUGCCAGGCGUGCGGCAGGGCGAGCUCGACUUAUCGGACCAAAGCGACCGAGGCGCAAACACACCCAAAGAGACGAACCACCACCCGCACCACCAGCAGGACGGGGGAGAGCGCUGCCCCAGCUCCCAGUCCUCCUCCACCAGGAACGACGAGGACAAAUCCGGAGACGAGACCUCUCAGAGGAAAAUCAGCUACAUUUCGGCCUUCAGACCUGUCGUGAAAGACGCAGAAACCAUCGCCAAACUCUACGGCAACCGGGACAGCUACGGUGUGCGCCCCGGCUACCUGUCCCCGGAUUUUAUCAGCGAGAGCUCCAGCUACAGAUCGAUAUCCCCGGACCGGGACAGCGUGGUGGACGACGACGACGACGACCCGGACGUGGAUGUGGAGUCCAACCGGGGACAAGACGAAGAGGAGCCGAUCCGGAUCUCUCCGGGAGGAGAGCGUCAGGACUCCCCCGUGCAGGACCGGGUCUCCUCUGCUGCUGAGGAGAGCCAGGAGCAGCCGGACGCCUCCAGCCCCGGGGCGGCCGCAGCAUCACCGGAGGACUCUGCUCACACCGGGUCAUCAGAUGAGGACAGACAGAUGCGUAACGGCUCACCUCUUCACGAGGUGUACACUCAUGAAAAGGACGCUCACGUGCUGCUGAACGAGCCUCCGUCGUUUGGGUCCAAACAGUCGAGCAGAUCCAACGGCGUCCAUCACGUGUCUGAAAUCCAGAACCAGCGCAGCGCAGCGUCCUACCAGGAGCAGAAGGACAGACAAGCCGAUGGAGCUUUACGCAUCGACAUCAGCGUGCAUGAAAGAGAUCUGGAGAACAUGGCGAAAGAGGAGUUGCAGAAGCAGCUCGUGGAGCAGGUGGAGCUGAGGAAGAAGUUGGAGAGAGAGUUUCAGCAUUUAAAAGAUAAUUUUCAGGAUCAAAUGAAGCGUGAGCUGUCCUACAGAGAGGAGAUGGUCCAGCAGCUGCAGAUUGUUCGAGAAGCUCACGACGCUCUUCACCAUUUCUCCUGCAAGAUGCUCACCCCUCGUCAGUGCACCGGAGCCUGCACCUUCAAACCCCCGCUGCUGCCUCCGUAG